This is a messenger RNA of Dentiscutata erythropus, 1353 nucleotides long. Lineage: Eukaryota; Fungi; Glomeromycota; Glomeromycetes; Diversisporales; Gigasporaceae. The record is from the annotation of a GenBank genome assembly.
AUGAGUGAUUCUAAUUUUCCUUGGGAUUUUGCUUCUCUUGAGGAUAAUGUUGAAGCUCAGAAACUUUUAGCAGCUGCUAUAGCACACAACGAUCAGUACAGAUUCGACGAGGACCAGAAACGAAAAUUGGAAAUGCUAGAAGACGCUGCUCAACAAACUCCUUCUAAAGCUAGUCAUAAAUUAAAUAUUACUUCCGUUCCACAUCCAGAUCUUGAUGCUGAAUCGGAAGGUUCUCCGUCUCCGCCGGAUAAUUCACUAGAGCUAUCUAAUGAACCACAGAAAAAAAAGCCAGGUAGAAAGCCCUUAACAAAUACGCCUAGCAAUAAACGUAAAGCUCAAAAUCGAGCUGCUCAGCGUGCAUUCAGAGAACGUAAGGAACGUUAUGUAAAAGAACUUGAGACUAAAAUUGAAGAGCUCGAAUCUAUGUCUGCAAAAAGUGCUCAAGAAAAUCAACAAUUAAAGUCUCUUGUUGAACAAUUACAAGCUGAAAAUUAUUUAUUGAAACAAACAAGUUUUACUUUCGAUUUUCCUUUGCCAAAAACGAAUGAUACUACUUCUAUUCUUGAUAAGGAUAUCAAUGAUCUAGUGGGGGCAAAGUCUAUAUCCCCACCUCCUAUUCCUGCUUCUAAUACUAGUGAACCUUAUACACCUCCAUCUUCAAGUACAAGUGAUGAUGAACCAGGUUCUCCUAAUUCUGUUUCAGAUAAAAAUGUUAAUGUGACUGUUUCAUCACCUGACAUUUCGUCUCAAGCACCAUCAUCUAAACUCGAUCAGCCGAAUUUACCGUCUAAAUCAUCUGGUUCCGCUUCUUCUUCAUCUUCUCAUUCAACUAAACCUCAGAGUGCAGAAGAAUUCUGUGAAAAAUUCACCGAUGGUAUGUGUCAAGACAAUAAUACAUCCUUUGAUAUGACAGGUUCCUCGAACGGUGCUACCGAUUUAAACAAGUUAUCAUCUGCGUUCACGGAGUAUCGAGAUCCAACUCCUUUCACACCAAACAUAGACAAUCCUUUUUCUGAGUCCGCUCCAUUACCGCCUCUCUUUGAAGAUAGUUUUCAAGAUUUUGGCAGUUUUGCUCCAAUGGCUACUCCAACUGAUGAAAAUAAAAAUCCUCAUUUCUCAAGUUUGAGUAAGCACGAAUUUGCUUCUUUGGAAGACAUUCGAAGUAAAAAGUUUUUGUCAUGUAAUAAAGUAUGGGAAAGAAUUCAACAACAUCCGAAAUUUGAUGACCUUGAAGGUGACGAAAUCGAUCAAUUAUGUGCUGAACUUAAAUCUAAAGCAAAAUGUUCUGGAAAAGGUCCGGUUGUACCUGAAGAAGAUGUAGAAGCUGUUUUAAUCAAAUUAGAGGAAAAAUAG